Messenger RNA from Prunus avium (sweet cherry), 3395 nucleotides. The record is from RefSeq and is a predicted model, not a curated record. NCBI's taxonomy places the organism in Eukaryota, Viridiplantae, Streptophyta, Magnoliopsida, Rosales, Rosaceae.
ACAUCUAAAAGUUCCACCUACCGGUGCACUUAUGAUGUGUUCUUGAGUUACAGAGGCGAAGAUACACGCAAGGGGUUUACGGAUCACCUCUACAGGGCUUUGGAGCAGGCUGGAUUCCACACCUUUAGAGACGAUGAUGAGAUCAAGAGAGGCGCAAACAUUGCAGCUGAGAUACAGAAAGCAAUACAAGAAUCACGAGUAUCGAUAAUUGUCUUCUCGAAGAACUACGCUUCCUCAACAUGGUGCUUGGACGAACUUGUGAAGAUCAUGGAACGUAGAAAAGCUGAUGAUGGACUCAUGGUGAUGCCAGUUUUCUAUGAUGUGGAUCCAUCCCAUGUUAGGAAGCUGACUGGUAGCUUUGCAAAUGCAUUUUCUGGACAUGAAGAGCACUUCGAGGAUUACAUUCACAAGGUGGAGGAGUGGAGAAGAGCUCUUAGAGAUGUAGCAGAUCUGGGAGGGAUGGUCUUAGGAGAUCGAUCAAAUGAUGUUGGUGUAGCUGUUAUCUAUGGGAUGGGUGGAGUUGGCAAAACCACCAUCGCCAAAGCUGCUUAUAAGCAGAACUUUGAUAAAUUUCAAGGUAGCAGCUUUCUUCUAGAUGUUAGAGCAACUUCAGAACAACCUAAUGGUUUGGUUUUCUUGCAAAGAAAACUUCUUUCGGAUAUCCAAAAAAGGAAAACAAAGAAAAUAUACAGCAUAGAUGAAGGAAUGAGCAAGAUCAAACUUCUUGUGCGUUGCAAACGGGUUCUUGUUGUCCUUGAUGAUGUGAGCCACUCUGAGCAAUUCAAUGCAAUUCUUGGAAUGCGAGAAUGGUUUCAUCCAGGAAGUAAAAUUAUCGUAACAACUAGACAUGAAAAUCUGUUAAAUGAUCAUGCAGUUUAUGCAAUGUUUAAGGUUAAAGGAUUAGGCGAGGGUGAAUCACUGGAGCUUUUCAGUUGGCAUGCCUUCAAACAAGCGCAUCCUAUCAAAGGUUACAUGAACCUUUCAAGAUCUGUAGUACAACACUGUGAAGGCCUUCCACUAGCUCUCCAAGUUUUGGGAUCUUCUCUAUUUGGAAAAAGUGUAGAUCUAUGGCAAAGUGCAUUACAGAAGUUGCACGUGAUUCCUGAUGACAAGAUUCAAAAGAUUCUUAGAAUAAGCUUUGAUUCUCUAAAAGAUGAUCAUGACAGGAAUUUAUUCCUUCAUAUUGUCUGUUUCUUCAUAGAAAAGAAGAUGGGUUAUACAAUUACAGUACUAGACAAUUUAAAUUUUUACACAAGGAUUGGAAUUCAAAAUCUAGUUGAUAGAUGUCUAGUGGAAAUUGAUAUAGACAACAGGUUGAUCAUGCAUCAAUUACUUAGAGACAUGGGAAGGGAAAUUAUUCGUGAAGAAUCACCCGAGGACCCUGGAAAGCGUAGUAGAGUGUGGCAUAAAGAUGCCUCUGACGUUUUGAGAAAAUUAACUGGAACGGAAACUAUUAAGGGCCUCGUGCUCAACCUUCCUAGUGGGGCAAUAUUUAGUACAAGUAACCAAAACCGGUGCCAUGUUGAAGACUUUGAUGGAAAUUGUUCAAGACGACGUCGACUUGGUUACUUCUCUUGGAUAUCAAUUAACUCUUCCUCAACAAAUUCAGCUGCUGCAUCAAAAGAGGUAGACUUCAAGGCAGAGGCAUUUAGAAGAAUGCACAAUCUUGAACUGCUCCUGCUCGAUAAUGUAAAAGUCAGUGGAGAUUAUGAAGAUUUUCCAAAAAAAUUAAUAUGGUUGUGCUGGCGAGGAUUCCCUUUAAAAUCAAUACCAGAAAAAUUUUAUUUGGAAAAUCUAGUUGGUCUUGACCUGCGAAAUAGCAGCCUACAACAUGUUUGGAAGGGAACCAGGUUUCUUCUAGGACUGAAAAUUCUUAAUCUCAGUCAUUCACAUAGCCUUGUGACAACCCCCGACUUGUCAGGAGUCCCUAACCUUGAGAAAUUGAUUCUUAAAGACUGCAUAAAUUUGGUUGUGAUUGAUGAAUCCCUUGGAAACCUAGAGAAACUCAUCUUCUUGAAUCUAAAAGACUGCAGAAGUCUCAUGAAGCUUCCAACAAGAAUUAGCAUGUUGAGAUCUCUUCAGGAACUUGAUCUUUCUGGGUGCUUAAAGCUUGUGCUUCAUACCAGUACGACUGCUGCUAAUCACUUACACUCUACAACUAGAGUUAGGAAAAAAUUAAAUAUGUUAUCAGAAAAAAUAUGGCAAUCGAUAUGGUCGUGGAGGUCAUGGGUAUCACCAAGAAAUAAGCUUGAAUCAGCCAGUUUGUCCAUGGAAAUCUGGCCACAUUGCUUAGGAACCUUAAGUCUGGCUGACUGCAAUCUGUCAGAGAUUCCUGGUGAUCUUAGUAUCUUGUCCUUGUUGAAGCAUUUGAAUCUAAGUAGAAACCCAAUUCUGAGGCUACCAGAAAACAUGAACGGUCUUAUUAUGCUCCAGACUCUUGAGAUACAAGGUUGCACAAAGCUACGCACUCUUCCAAAGCUCCCACGGAGUCUAAGAAAAUUGCUUGCAAGUUAUUGUACAUCACUUGAAAGAAUAACGAAUCUACCAAACAUGUUUGAAUCAUUGGAUUCAAGUCUUUGGAAAUGCAAGAAGUUAGAUGAAGUUCAAAGCUUGUUCAACAUAAAACCACUGGGAAGGGUUGACAUAGAAAUGAUCAGUGAUAUAGGCCUGUUUAAUUUGGAAUCCACAGGAGGAAGUACUGAAGUUGAAAUGACCAACUACCUGACAUGUACAACAAGGAAGGGGCCCCUCCAGGUUCUCUCUCUCUCUCUCUCUCUCUCUCUCUCUCUCUCUCUCUCUGUUUGAAUAAUUAACUUGUCAUUGUAACAUAUGAUUUAUAUGAAACAGGCAGUGUAUGAAUGUGGCAUAAUUAGUACUUUUGUUCAUGGAAACAAAAUUCCAGAUUGGUUCACCUACAGAAGCAUGGGUAAUUCUGUUUUGUCUAUUAUUCUACCCUCACAUCUUAAUCUCAAGAUCCGAGGGCUAACUGUAUGUGUUAUGUAUUCACGCCGCCCAUUUUGGUUUAGUGCUACAAACUUUCUUAAAGUUAGUAAUGAGACCAAAGGUCUUAAGUGGACCUAUUGCCCAGUUGCAUCAGGUCUCCCAAAAAAGAACCAAGACAUGCUAUGGCUAAGCCACUGGCGGUUUGAAAAUGAUGAAUUGGAGGAAGGAGAACAAGUACAUGUUUCGAUAAAUGAGGAAUUUAGUUUCUGGGCAAAGGAGUUCUGUGUCCAGCUUGUGUAUGAGAAGGACCCAUCAAAAAGUGAAAAUAUAACAAUCCAACAGGAAACACCUCCUUCGAGCCAGAUUGUCGCUGCUGGAAAUGUAUCAGCAUCAGCAUCUAAGUAUCAAUUCUGGGCGGGCAAAUACUUUCUAUGUAACCAUCGGGCUCGUAU